This is a messenger RNA of Fukomys damarensis (Damara mole-rat), 1601 nucleotides long. RefSeq names its product bile acid receptor-like. Gene Ontology annotation, molecular function: RNA polymerase II cis-regulatory region sequence-specific DNA binding; nuclear receptor activity; zinc ion binding. NCBI's taxonomy places the organism in Eukaryota, Metazoa, Chordata, Mammalia, Rodentia, Bathyergidae. Gene Ontology annotation, biological process: negative regulation of inflammatory response; bile acid signaling pathway; cell differentiation. The record is from RefSeq and is a predicted model, not a curated record.
GCAAAUCUUUUUUCCUCCAGGUUUUGUUCUGAAACGAAUUGUCUGGCGUGAAGGAAGCAGCUCUAGUCGGUCUAGACAAUGGCGUGUACUUACGUCACUACGGCUGAUGGGCACUGUCUGGCUGAACCCGUGCAUUUCUGUGACAUUUUGCCAGAACAAGUCAAUUAGCAGCAGCGAGACAAUGAUUUUCAAGAAUCACCUUAUUGUCAUUAUUCUGCGACUCAAUUUCCUCCAGUUUUGCGAGCUCAGUCUUUACAGAGUAAUUUCGACACCUACUUCUUGGAUCGACAGUCCAGGGAUGACGGGCAGUGUGCAUUUGAUCCACGUGAAUUACAUAAACCCACUUUUGUGGUUAUUCAUGAUGCGGAAGAUGGGCACCCUGGGAUGAAAAGGUCCACACCAACCUGUUCUUUGCGAAUGAAAGGACAGGAAGACGUCUGCGUGGUUUGUGGGGAUAAAGCAUCAGGAUAUCAUUAUAGUGCACUUACUUGUGAAGGCUGUAAAGGUUUUUUUCGACAUAGCAUCACCAAAAAUCCAGUACAUAAUUGCAAGAAUGGUGGUCAUUGUGAAAUGGACAUGUACAUGCGUAGGAAAUGUCAAGAGUGCAGACUGAAAAAGUGCAAGGCAGUAGGGAUGUUGGCAGAAUGUUUGCUCACAGAAAUCCAAUAUAAAUCAAAGAGACUUCGAAAGAAUUUUAAGCAGAAGAAUAGUUUUUACCCUAACAUCAAAGUGGAAGAGAAAGGAACAGACAGCAAACUUGUGUCAUCCAGUGGAAAAACGAUUCAGGAGAGCAUGGAAUUAACUCAAGAAGAACGUCAGCUUAUUAGUAGCAUUGUAGCUGCUCACCAAAACUAUCCAAUUCCCAUGGAGGAAACAAAAAAAGUUGUGCAGGAAAAUGCCAAUCCUAAACUGAGCUUUUUGCAACUCUCAGAGACAGCAGUCCUACACAUGCAUGGGAUGAGGGAUUUUACCAAGAGGCUCCCAGGAUUUAAAAAUUUGACCAUUGAGUAUCACACUGCAUUGCAGAAAGGAUCGAAAAUUGAAGUAAUGUUUCUUCAUGUGGCCCAAUCCUACAGUCAGAAAGUCACAGCCUCUGAAAGUAUCACUGAAGAAUUUAUUAGCUCAUUGUUUUAUUUCUACAGAAGAAUGAGUGGACUUAAUGUCAAUGACACCAAAUACGCUCUGCUUGCGGCAACAACUGUGCUUUUCUCUGAUCGUCCAUGCAUUAGAAAUAAACAACAUGUGGAGAAUUUACAAGAACCCAUUUUACACAUUUUGUAUAAGUAUUCAAAGAUUUAUCAUGCAGAAGAUCCUCAACAUUUUGCUCGUCUCAUAGGGAUGCUAACUGAACUGAGAACUCUGAGUCACAACCACUCAGAGAUACUUAGCACAUGGAAAACAGAGGACCCCAGACUGACUGCUUUAUUCUCUGGGAAGUGGAAUUUGCAUUCACAUCACUAAAAGCUUAGAAUGCUGUGGUUCAUACUAAAUUUUCUAAAUCUAAAUUAGAUGACUGCUUUGAAGAAUAUGAACAAGACUGGUGUGCUGCCAGCAGACCACCCUAACUUGGACCACAUCUGGGCUCAUCAAAUUUUUGUGGA